AUGCCAAACGGAGCAAGACAAAUUCUAAAAACCGAAAUAGCGACAGGGGAGGUUAUGGAAUAUCCAAGCACACUUGCGGUUCAUGUCCAUAUAUUCGAAUCCGAGAAAACUGGUGAACUGCCGGAUAUGGUAACAUUCAUGGAAAAGACGCAUAAGAGGAAAUCCGAUGGCCUUUUUGUAGACAAAAAGGCUGAGCAUAUUGCUCGCAGAUGCAGAGCGCUUGAGGAAGAGAAACUCACACAAAUGACCCAAGGCGAAGAAACUUGCGGCGAUCUCCAACUCACUCAAGCCGAAAAAAAUGCCAUUUACGAUUCUGAGGUUAAAGUAACAAAAAAUGGUCGCCGUUUUGGGUAUGGAACAAUGGAUAUCGGUGAACCAAGUGGUCCAAGUUAUGCAACUCAAUCUCCGGAUUACAAAGCAUUGUAUCUGGAGACACAAACAAAGCUCGUCCAAGUUACCAAUAAGUGUGAUGAGUUGUCUUCUCAAGUUGAAGAUGCUCAGUAUUGGAGUACUGUCAUGCGAAACAUGUUCCCUGAUCAUGUCCCACCCUCUCAAGCUGCAAGACAAGCUGCAACCGCUAAUAACACCUUCGAAGCCUAA
Messenger RNA from Brassica oleracea var. oleracea, 600 nucleotides. RefSeq lists its product as uncharacterized. The transcript has 2 exons. The record is from RefSeq and is a predicted model, not a curated record. Bases 1 to 600 code for a protein of 199 amino acids. Lineage: Eukaryota; Viridiplantae; Streptophyta; Magnoliopsida; Brassicales; Brassicaceae.